AUGGAAGCUGGUGACCAGGUUACUAUUACUAUUCUAGAUUGGCCAAAUCAUGUUACAAAGGAGUGUGGGGUGAGUUUUGUGUAUGAUGAUGGAGAUGAAGAAGAUGUGUUGGGCUAUUACAAGUCAUGGAAUCACAUCAUUGGUGGAGAUCUCACAGGAUUUCAAACAACAACAGGAGAAUACACCCUAGAGAAAUGGCGUAUUUUGUUGCCUUUCCAUGCAUCUUUUACUAGACAAUUUGGAUCCCACAUCUGCUAUACAAUACAGGUACAUAUCAUUCAAACAAUGAUGUUUGUGGUGGAUUUAUAG
Messenger RNA from Lactuca saligna, 309 nucleotides. The record is from the annotation of a GenBank genome assembly. Lineage: Eukaryota; Viridiplantae; Streptophyta; Magnoliopsida; Asterales; Asteraceae.